Ruditapes philippinarum (Manila clam) is the source of this 1998-nucleotide messenger RNA. RefSeq lists its product as uncharacterized. Bases 256 to 1998 code for a protein of 580 amino acids. The record is from RefSeq and is a predicted model, not a curated record. The transcript is spliced from 2 exons. Lineage: Eukaryota; Metazoa; Mollusca; Bivalvia; Venerida; Veneridae.
GUAUUAUAUUUUGUGUUAUAGGAGAUAAAAAGACUCAAGGUAGAAGUUUCUUCUCAACAAGAAUAUGAAAAGGCUAAAUCAGAAUGGCGGGAAAAUCUGAUAGAACAGUAUCACAAAACCCUGCUGCAAGUUCCUACAACACCUUUACAACCAAAAAGUGAAAAAUGUAGCUUUAAUGAGAUUUAUAUUAGGCCAAAAAUAACCAGGGAAAUAAAAGGAGAAAAGGGUGAGACAAAGGAGGUGGAGGUUAAAACAAUGUCAGAAAUCUUCACAAAGAACGCAGUCCCCCAAAAAUCUGUAUAUGUUCUAGGAGAGGCAGGGUCAGGAAAAACUAGCUUUUGUAAAUAUCUGGUCAACUGUUGGUGUUUGGCACAUAGUGAGGAACAUGAAGCUGGCAAUGAAAAUGAAGAUGGCAAUGGUAAACCUGAAGGUGACAGUGAAAAACAUGGAGAUGACGAUGAAAAACAUGAAGCUGGCAAUGAAUUUGACAAUGAAAAUGAAGAUGGCAAUGAUAAACCUGAAGGUGACAGUGAAAAACAUGGAGAUGACGAUGAAAAACAUGAAGCUGGCAAUGAAAAUGAAGGUGGCAGUAGUAAAACUGAAGGUGACAGUGAAAAACAGGGAGGUGAUGGUGAAAAACAUGGAGGUGUCAAUGAAAAUGAAGGUGGCAGUAGUAAACCUGAAGGUGACAGUGAAAAGCAUAGAGGUGAUGAUGAAAAAUAUGGAGGGGUCAAUGAAAACGAAGAUGGCAGUAGUAAACCUGAAGGUGACAGUGAAAAAUAUGGAGGUGUUGAUGAAAAAUAUGGAGGGGUCAAUGAAAAUGAAGAUGGCAGUGGUAAACCUGAAGGCGACAGUGAAAAACAUGGAGGUGAUGGUGAAAAACAAGGAGGUGUCAAUGAAAAUGAAGGUGCCAGUAGUAAACCUGAAGGUGACAGUGAAAAACAUGCAGGUGAUGGUGAAAAAGAUGGAGCUGACAAUGAAAAUGAAGGUCGCAGUAGUAAACCUGAAGACGACAGUGAAAAACAUGGAGGUGACAGUGAAAAACAUGGAGGUGAUUAUGAAAAACAUGGAGCUGUCGAUGAAAAUGGCAGUGGUAAACCUGAAUGCGACAGUGAAAAACAUGGAGGUGAUGGUGAAAAACAUGGAGCUGGCAAUGAAAAUGAGGGUGGCAGUAGUAAACCUGAAGGUGACAGUGAAAAACAUGGAGGUGAUGGUGAAAAACAUGAAGCUGGAGGUGUCAAUGACAAUGAAGUUGGCACUGAGAAACAAGGAGGUGAUUUUGAAGAACAUGAAAAAAAGGGAAGUAACAUUGUAAAUGAAAAGGUAAAGGGGACAUAUAGUGGAGACAAUGAACACAAAGAGGGCAGUAAGACACAUGGAGGUGUUCAUGAGAAACGAGGAGAUGAAAAACAUUUGGGUGGCAUUAAGAAAAAUGGAAGUGACAGUGAUGACAUUCAGGAUAACAGUGAUGGCUUAAUACACUCCGAAUCUCACAAUGAUGACUCUGAUGAGAUCUUAACGGACUUUAAAUUUAAUAUUUAUGACUCUGAAUAUGAUAGCAAAAGUUAUGAACUGAAAUUCAAUGGUGUAAAAGAGAUGAAGAAAUUUGAUUUUGUAUUUUACAUCCCUCUUAGACAGUAUGAAAAAAUUGACAAUAUAGAUGAAAUGCUUCAAAAACGUUAUCAAAUGAAAAUGUUACACAUACUUCUUGAAGAAGAAUCCUCUAGAGUUAUGAUUUUGCUUGACGGCUUAGAUGAAUGGUCCUCUGAAAAUGUCCCAGAACAUAGCAUCUUUAAACAGUACACAAUAGUAACUACUUCGCGUCCAUGGAAAUUUCAUACAUUAAGAUCAAGUGAUGUGGAGAUUGAACAGUCGCUGAAUCUGAAAGGGUUUGAUUUUAGAUGUGAAAGGGAAAUGGUAAAUAGGACAGUCUCACAAUUAAAUGUUAGCAGACAUGCUAAUAAAGAAGCUAGAGAUUGUAGGAAAAAAGCUGAAUGA